GUGUUUCAGGCACUGGUCGCUCCACUUUUGUCAAUACCCUUUGUGGUAGUGAGGUUUUAGCCAAAAAGUUAUGCGACAAUCCUGAAUCUGCACAUAUAGAAGAAGGCAUUCGCAUUAAACCAGUAACAGUUGAAUUGGAAGAAGAUGGGGCCAGAAUUGCUUUAACCAUCGUAGACACACCUGGAUUUGGAGACAAUAUAGACAACGAAUUUUGUUUCCAAGAAAUUAUGGGUUAUUUGGAAAGACAAUAUGAUGAUAUCUUAGCUGAAGAAUCGAGGAUUAAACGUAAUCCACGAUUUCGAGAUAAUCGUGUCCACGCGCUUCUUUAUUUUAUUACUCCUACCGGUCAUUCGCUUCGCGAGAUUGAUAUUGAACUAAUGAAGCGCCUCAGCCCACGCGUUAAUGUCAUUCCAGUCAUUGGUAAAGCUGACACAUUCACACCCGCUGAGCUAGCAGAAUUCAAAAAAAGAAUUAUGGAGGAUAUUGAUUAUUACAAUAUUCCAAUCUACAAUUUCCCAUUUGAUGUUGAAGAAGAUGAUGAGGAAACUGUUGAAGAGAAUAGUGAAUUACGGGCUCUUUUACCUUUCGCUAUUGUUGGAAGUGAAGAAGAAAUUGUUGUAAACGGAAGAACUGUUCGUGGACGUCAAUAUCCGUGGGGUGUCGUUGAAGUUGAUAACCCACAGCACUCUGAUUUUGCCAGAUUAAGAUCGGCUCUCUUGAGUUCUCAUUUACAAGACUUGAAAGAAAUCACACACGACUUCCUAUACGAGAAUUAUCGUACUGAGAAGCUUAGCCGAAGUGCAGACGAUAAUGAAGAUGACAUUAAUACCUCGGAAGGUAUUGCUACUCAGAGUGUUCGUUUGAAGGAAGAACAAUUGAAACGUGAAGAAGAGAAGUUGAGAGAAAUUGAAUUAAAGGUUCAACGUGAGAUAUCAGAAAAGAGACAAGAACUCUUGGCAAAAGAAGAAGCUUUGAGAAACUUGGAGGCGCGAUUAGCACAAGCUCAAGAAUCGCAGGG
This is a messenger RNA of Dentiscutata erythropus, 1018 nucleotides long. The record is from the annotation of a GenBank genome assembly. Lineage: Eukaryota; Fungi; Glomeromycota; Glomeromycetes; Diversisporales; Gigasporaceae.